Molecule: messenger RNA, 6956 nt
Organism: Thunnus maccoyii (southern bluefin tuna)
Lineage: Eukaryota; Metazoa; Chordata; Actinopteri; Scombriformes; Scombridae
Product: AT-rich interactive domain-containing protein 5B-like
Exons: 10
Coding region: 485-4030 (1181 amino acids)
Biological process (GO): regulation of transcription by RNA polymerase II
Cellular component (GO): nucleus
Molecular function (GO): transcription cis-regulatory region binding
Source: RefSeq, a predicted model, not a curated record
GUCCUCGCUACAGGUCCUAGCAAAUCCAUAGAGUGAUAAUAACACAAAGGGUGAAGUUAAGCCCUAACUUGUUAACAAUAAAAUAUUUAAACUCUUACAAUAUUCGUAGAAAAAGUCACUUCACCUCCUGCAUGACGGUAUGCUGCGAUCGUACUACUUUUUUAUAUUUUUAAGGGUUGACAUUAUAUAAGGAGCUGAGGGUGGCGGGGCGCACUGCGACGUUUUCGGCAUUUUAAAAUGAUUUCACCGGCUGAAAAUCCUCAAAUAAAAUGAGUCAGUGUAAACGGAACGGCAGGGGAAAAUAUUGGGCGUCAUUUUUGUACAUUUUAGCGGCGGUGUGUGAGAGCUGUUUCCUCUUCAUAUUGACGACGGGCUGUUUCCUCUCUGCUCUCAUUACGCAGUCUUCCAGGACCGCCGUGCUAACCCUUCAAGCCCACAAGUUUGGAGAAAUAUGUUGUAAGUUUAAUCAGUUUGCAGAGACGAGAUGGAGCCCGAUUCACUGGCGUGGGUAGGUUCACCUUGCGGUUUGCACGGACCAUAUACAUUCUACAAGGCUUUUCGGUUUAACCUUGACGGUAAACGGAGGCUUCUGUCGUUGGGAGACUUCUUCUUGGUGCGCUGUCAGCCGGGAGAGCCGCUCUGCAUCGCCGAACUGCAGCUGCUCUGGGAGGAGAGGACCAAACUCCAACUCCUGUCCAGCUCCAAACUUUAUUUUCUACCAGAGGACACCCCGCAGGGGCGGAGUGCCAGUCACGGCGAGGACGAGGUCAUUGCAGUGUCUGAGAAGGUGAUUGUUCGAUUGGAGGACCUGGUCAAAUGGACAGUAUGGGACCCCCACGCCUGGAACAGAGGAAUGAAGGUUUUACCCCUCAAGAUCAGCACCGUUAACAGAGACAGAAGCAGGGAAGACUCCUCCCUCCGUUACCAGGACUCAACUCUCAGCUGUGGCCUUCACUUCAAAGAUGUGUUAAAGGAGAAAGCCGCACUAGGUGAAAGCUUGACCCAGAAGCAGGUGCUAGUCCUGUCCUACCCCCGCUACUGCAGGUACCGCUCGGUUGUGGCCCGGCUACACAAGCAGCCAAGAUCUCUGCUGACCAACCAGGUGGUUUUGGCACUGGGUGGCAUCGCAGUGUAUUCUGAAAACAUGCACAUCCUGUACUGUCGCGACACAUUUGACCAUCCCACACUACUGCAAAACGAGAGCGUGUGUGAUGAAUUUGCUCCCAACCUGAAGGGUCGUCCCAGGAAAAAGAAACUACCCAACCCUCAGUGUUGUGGUCAGGGGUUAGAGGUUAAUGGUCGACGUCAAACACCACCUUUUUCCAAGGAGACUGAACGAACAGGAGGAGGAACCAAUGUCAAGAUGACAGCAGACAAAGCAGGCUUAUCCAAACCCAGAGGAAACAGCAGCAGCAACAGCAGCAGUUAUGUGAGUGACAGCAGCAAGAUCACAACACUUCCACUGUCAGAGAAGAGACGAGGAAGAGGACGAGAGGUGGAGUACAAAGCAGAGGAGCAGGCUUUCCUUGUAUCCCUGUAUAAAUACAUGAAGGAGAGGAAGACACCAAUUGAGAGGAUCCCCUACCUGGGCUUCAAACAGAUAAACCUGUGGACCAUGUUCCAGGCUGCUCAGAAGCUGGGAGGAUAUGAGGUGAUCACAGCUCGUAGACUGUGGAAAAGCAUUUAUGACGAGCUUGGAGGAAACCCAGGCAGCACCAGCGCAGCGACCUGCACACGUCGACACUAUGAAAGGCUCAUCCUGCCCUAUGAGAAGUUCAUCAAAGGAGAAGAGGAAAAGCCCCUCCUCAAGGCCAAAGCCAGGAAGAAGGAGGCAGAGUCAAGCACUGAAUCUUCUAAUAGUAUGUCUGCUCCCACCUUGAAGACCAAGCUGACUGAUGAGGUGAAGCAGCUAGCCCAGAAACUGUGCCCUGAGGAGGAUGACGACCUGGAAGCCAAAGAUCACGAUCAGAGCGGACCAGAACUGAUGUUAAAAAAUCCUCAGCUGAAAAUUGAACCCCAAAUCUGCCUAACCCGUUUGGAUCCCUCACAGCCUUCAUGUAGUAACAGAAAAAGACAAAGCCCAACACAAAAUGGCAGGGAGACUCAGAUGAUCCAGCAACAGGAAGAGGAAGAUGAAGUACUGAGAAAGAGGAGAUCCAGUGGAUGUGACCUCACUUACUUGGCAACGUCUCCUCUGACUACUCCAAAGGUUUUAAACCAUGCCCACUCAGCAGUGGAUCUCUGGCAGCAAGAGAUAGUACCAUUAAAGGACCAGUGCCAUCCUGGGAAACCAAGAAACCUACAAUCUCCAACAAUCCCAGACCCACCCAAUGAACAAGCCGAACUACCAAGGACAGAGGACACCGUCUUGGAUUUCACAGCUUUCCUCAAGUCCUCUGGGGUUAACAAGAUGAUAAUAUCUCCAGUAGAAAAGAAAAAGCUCCUAUUGCAGGUCAACGGAACUGGAUUACCCAAUCAAGACCACUUGCUUUCGAACUUUGGCCAGCCUCCUCCACUCAUUUGCUCCAGUUUAACCAAUUGUAUCCUUGAAGAAGCAGCAGAGCAACCAGUUGUAGUUGCGGAUUCAUCAGUAGUGGUACUGAGUCGGCCUUCGGUAAUACAACAUGCACAGAGCCUCAAGGCACGAGUCCAGAAAGACAGAGCGAGAAAGAUUCGAGAAAGCACACUUCCUCCUUUAUAUUCACAUGAUCAUUUACAUUAUGUGCCCCCUUCUCACUCCAAUCCAGAAGAGCCGCAGUGUCCCUCAACACCUUUGCUGACGCCUAAGAUUCCUCAAUCCAGCCAGACACCUCCUGGCUUCCCCUAUGACUUCUACUCAUCCUUCUCAAACCUUCAUUGUUGGUACAGGAAGGCUGAGACAGCGUGUAAGACAGUAGAUGCAGAGUUGGUUCAUGAUGGAUCUAAAGAACCCCAGAGACAAGGAGCUACCCUCUCAAGAGACUCUAAUAGCGCUGCAAGAUUCCUUCAGUCUGCUGCUCCUCAAGAUUCAAAGUACCCCACCUCUAAUGAUCAGGAAAAUUCUUCCAAUCCAAAAAUGACAAUAUCUGAUGAUCAACCCACAGAUCUAAGUCUCCCGAAGGCUUCUCUUAAACCACUUCCGCAACCCUACACUUCCUGUCCCAUCACAUGUUCCACAAGGCAUCAGGAGUGUACCCCACCUUUCAGUGUUGCCCAGUACUCAAGAGCAUGCCAGGUGCCUCCACUUACUGGGUUGCCUCCAAACAUACACAGUUCCAGACAAGACAUAGCAGUUAAACCCUAUUUUAGAGCCACUGAGGUAGCAGUAAAUGGUACAGUCUGCAAUGGAAGAGUGGUAAAGAAAAAAAUAGAAGGAGACGUGGGAAAGCGACAAAGACUGGAAACUGAUCUUUACAACAAGAUGACUGAACCAACCCAUGCUGGCAGAAUUGUCUCAGGAUCACAGGCUGUAGCACACAAUAUCUGUGUUGCACGACCCCUCAACGAGCUUGGACACAGCAUCUCAAAAAGGAGGAUGCAAGCUGUUACUCUCAAGGAUGUCUCUCCCUCAACUCCUUCUAGAAAGAUCAAAACACCAGAAGAUUCUGGUGACAGCUUUGUGAAAGAAGGUGCAGAGGGAGCAAAGGGAGGGGGGCCUGCCUCACCCUCUGUCCUCCUCAACCCUACUACUCCUCAAAUCUACCCCAUCACCCUUUAUCCUGCAGGGACCCUUGCACUCUGUCAGGUUCAGGACUUGUGCAGGGGUACCUUAACCAGAGACUACCCCCAUUCUUCCCUCUCCAGCCUCCAAUAUCAAUCAUUGGAUGUCCUUUCCCCAUUGGUCUCACCUUUUGACAUCCAUUCUUUGAUGAUACAAAGGCAGCUAUUGGCUCAUUCAGCUGCCAGUGUGACACAUAUCUUCCAACAACCAGCUUCAUCUGAUUCACCACAGUCUGUAUUCAGUGUCAGUCAACCCACAGCCCACCGUCAGCCAGCCACAGUUAAACUCAGUUCACCCAAGCACGAACCUGUCAUAAUACACAGGCUGUGACAGUUGACAUUACUCUCCCUUAGGACUCAGGUCUGAUGGUUUCUAAGUACUGUGAACAGCAGUAAGUGUGCGGAAUCCAAUUUUUACGAUUCCCAUAUGGAUCACAUGGAUAUAUGUAUAACAGAAAGUAGAUCCUGACUCAUGCGACCUACACCAGACUUGUAUUUCACAGAAAGAUUAACUGGAAUCCAUAAAAAAUACAUUUUACAUCAAUAGGCUUUUUUCACAGAAGACAUUUUGACAUAUGACAGUAGAAAAAGCACAAGUAUAAAUAAUAAAAUUGAUGAUUACUGUUUUCCAUUUAGUUGCUUUGGUUUCAGGGCCCUGGUGUUGUGCAUGCUGGCUCACUGUAGUGAUGGGUGGACGGUACCAAGGCACCAAAGCUUGUUUCCUCCUGUUAAAUGUAUUAAUUCAGUACACUGUGUCGGGGCUUGUGUCAAAUGAAGAACAUCACAUGACUGUUGCUUCUGAAGUUUCAAAUGUCACUGGUGCUUUAGUAAGCUCUUCAUUCAGCAGACUAACUAUAUACUCAAGUGAGAUCAGAACCUGUUUAAUUUUAGAAUCUACUUACAGAAUAGAAUAGUAAUAGUUUUGAAAUGGGAUAUAAAACUUGAAAUGAAAUAUUGACUGUACAAAGGAAAUAUGGACUGUGCUAUGGACAAAGAAAUAAAGUGUAGAAGUCUACAUUAGCUACACACCCAUUAGCUACAUUAAUACUUUGUGUCAACAAAAAUAUUAAAAUGCAGACUUUAUGAACAACACAUUUAUUAAUAAUUUUACUGUAGCAUGUUGUACAAUAAUGUAAAUUUACUGCAGCACUUGUUAACAAGAGUAUAAUCAUAGAUUAAUAAAUGACACAUGCUUCUCAGACUUUGCGUAUAUAUUAAAUUGAAAGUAUAAAAUCAGGGAGGUGUUGCAGUGCUUUGGACAUUAGUCUUCAAGUGCCGUAUAAGUCCUGCAAACUAUCUGAUAUCAUUGCGCUUGCUGAGUUCAGUGCCCCCGAAGCUUCAAAUCCUUUUUCAGCAUAAACAGGCAGAAAGUACCAAAGCUUUGUAAGGUUUCAUCAGCCCAUCUCUAGCUCACUGCGAUGGCUCACUUAGACACUUGAAUAGAACAGAGCCAUUGUUAAUGUUACUAUGACAAGUCAAAAUGUCUACAAUGAAAAAAGCCUUUCACCUGAGACUAUAGAUGGACAUUGUUUUUUGCUUUUUCAUUAUCAUAGAAUAAAUACAGAUUUCAUGCUUGUCCACAUUAACAUCGUGUAAAUGUACGUGUCUCCAGUAUCUUGACACUCACACAAACCAGGCAGCUCAGUAAUAUUUAGUCAGAAACAGUCAAGAUAGACACACCUUGUCUUUAGCUGGUCUUACCCUUUCUGAUGAAAACACAUCAGACUUCACUCCAGUACAUUUCAGUGGACACUAUUGUAUAGACAUGACCUGAUAACAUGUCUCACUUUUACUGUAUGUUUACAACUUGCACAUUCUGCUGUUUUGUUGUUUUCAAAUUGUGUUUUAGUCCAUAAUCAAUUAUAUAAAUUUUAUACAUUGCUGUUUAUGUUGUUGGCAUGGUGAGUUUGUAUUUGCAAGUGCCUCCUGUAAUGUGCCGUCUUUCUUUCUUUCAGCAGACAUUUAUCAUGUUUUUGUCAUUGUUAAAAAAUAAAACAGGCAUACUAAUAAAUUGUUAAAACUGCUCAGAGUUAAUGUGACAGAAGCAUCAUGUGUGCCUUCUAGUGGAAGAAACGAUUGCAGAAAAGUUUCCUGGGGUUAGAAUAUUUUGCAGUUGCAGAUUCUACCUCCAAUAUGAUGUGAAAGCACAUAAAACAUGAAUCAAAGCAACAAACCUUGUUGAUUUUAAUAUGAAUUUUGAAAAUUAAAUGUUAUUUUGUUAGUUUCAGCCAUCAGUUUUCCCAGGACACCAAAUAGCAGGAAGGACAUACUGAACAAACACUAUGAGACAUAAGCUUGGUUUGUACACUGGAACUUUUCUAUAUUUUAUGUAAAAACACAUAUUUCUCACACAUUUUUGCAAAAUAUAAUAUUACAAAUUAGAAUUGUAUAACUUCAUAAUAAAUAAACAUACAAUGAAUACAAUUAGGAGCCAAAGAUUCUGUGGGAUUCUGUAAAAUUAAAAUACAGGCCUUACAAAAAUCUAAACUUCUAUUCUCAACAAGUGCUGAACACACUGGAACACUUUUGUUUUUUGGCAACCAAAUACUCUGUCAGCUGCUACUUACAUCACUGGGUUUGUCAGAUAAAGUGACAUAAGGGACAGUAAGGAAAAAACAGCCAUAAAGUCUUGUGUAUUGCACUCAUAAUGAGAAAAAGGGCAGAGCAUUGUAGGAAAUAUUUCUGUACUAAUGGCAAUCUAACACCCAAGUUUUGUUACUCAUACCAAAAUUGCACUUUUAUCGAUACCUUGCCUUGAGACACAUGAACAUGUUUUUCUAUAAAACCUUUUUAUUCAUAUCACAAAAGAACCAAACUUUUUAAAUGUUGGAUGUUGCCUAAACACAAGCAGUCAUACAAGAGCUUUGACACAAUAAAAUGCUAAACUUAGAGAUUCUUGACCUUGCAAACAGUAGUUAAUAAAACAAUCUCAGCACAAGUUAGCACGAUAAUCAGACUGAUUUCCCAUUUCAUUUCACAUCAUCAUGUUCAUGUUAGGAGGGGAAGUUAUUUUGUUUCCAUUUUUGAUGACAUCUCGUACAUGUUGGCUCAACAGGUGACAUGGAAGUUCAUUCUUAAGAAAACAAUCAUUGUUUCAUUCUCAGCUUUUAAGCCAACAUGUAUGAGAACAUCUCUAAAUCCAUGACAACGGGGCAAACUCCAUCUCCUGGUGAAGAUCAUGUGAUUGGAUCAAAAGCUCCAGAAUAGCUGCCAAUUAAUCUUGUGGUGUGUUUUGUCAACCGGCAAAUUUUUUAUUU